This is a messenger RNA of Macrosiphum euphorbiae (potato aphid), 702 nucleotides long. NCBI's taxonomy places the organism in Eukaryota, Metazoa, Arthropoda, Insecta, Hemiptera, Aphididae. The record is from the annotation of a GenBank genome assembly.
AUGAAACAAGUUAAGUCUGGAUCGGGAGCAGUGAAGUCGUCAUAUUUAUAUUAUAGAAGGUUGCAAUUUCUACAGCCAACAAUAAAAAAAAAUUCUACCGAGAGCAAUUUUGAAACUGCAGAUGUUGACGGUGAUACAAAUUUAGAAUCAUCGACUGAAAAUUCGAUCGAGGAAAAUAGUUCCAGAGUUUCAAAUGAAGAAGGUACUUUCAAAAGUCCUCUUCAGCAACGAAAAAAAAUAAAACUUCAUCCUGCUGAUGAGCACUUUGCCAACAUCAUAGAAAAAAGUUUAAAUCACAAGAAUACUGUAGAAAAAAAAGAAGAUGAUGAAGAUAAAUUAUUUUGUUUAUCUUUAUAUAAAGAAAUUAAAAAAGUACCAGAUGCAAUGCGUUUAAAAACUAAAAUCGAAAUUUAUAACCUACUUUUAAGAAAUCAAUCAAUACAAACUAAUUAUCAACCUUCAAGUACAGAUAUCUCUAAAUCCAACCAUGUAUCCACAUCGUACAGCCAACAAAAUAUGCAAGGAUAUGCAUACCCACAAUAUGAUCGUCCAAAUUAUACAACUAUUCCAUACGAUACGCUUCGUCAAAAUCAAAUUUACACUCAAUUUAACCAAAAUAUGGAACCUCUACAAACUCCUUCACCUUUAUCUCCUAAUAGUGAGAUUUCUCAAGAGUCGUCAGAUCUUGAUUUAUUUGGAUAA